This is a messenger RNA of Exophiala viscosa, 2503 nucleotides long. RefSeq lists its product as uncharacterized. The transcript has a single exon. Lineage: Eukaryota; Fungi; Ascomycota; Eurotiomycetes; Chaetothyriales; Herpotrichiellaceae. The record is from RefSeq and is a predicted model, not a curated record. Bases 224 to 2434 code for a protein of 736 amino acids.
CUCCAAAACAUUUGCUGCCCUUCGGCUUUCAAAACCCUCGUCUGAAAGCAGUUCAUCGACUUUCAACUCUUUACACAAUCUUUGGCUUCCGAAAAGAUACUGUUGUUUACCACUCCAAGGAUCAUACAAGGCUGUGACCUCUUGAUAGCCUUUCAAGACAUUUGAAAGUCGUGCAGCAGCAUUACCAGCCUUCUUACUCAUUUCCAAGUGAAAGUCGAGCAUCAUGCGACCAGCACAACAACAGCCUUUGCCUGCCGGUUACGUCGAAGCCUCGAGCUUUAUCGAAGGGUCCUCAACGCAAUCGAUCCUGUCGAGCAGAGAAGAGGCUCCAAUGGCUUCCGCGGCUCGAGUCUCCACCACCUCCAAUCCAGCUACCGGGCCCACCACCAGCGUAGCGGAAUCCAGUAAAGCGACCGUGUCAAGAGAUGGCAUUCGAGGAGGAAAGAGAUGGGAUAAUCAACCGAAGGUGUAUCGAGAGCUGCCUUCGUUUCCAAAAUUCGACCAGCCGAUUCCAAAUGACGCGUCGAUUGAAGAGAUUUGCAUCAGAUACCCGAACCACAUUCGAGGAACAUAUCUUGCCGCCUUUGUUCAAUGGCAUUGGACUUCGCACGACAUCUACAAUCGUCUGACAGACGUUGCAAAGCAAGAGUUCAUCGACAACGGUAUUGCAACAUGCAAAUCCAAGAACAAUCGAACAAACUUUAUCUCCAAGCGGCUCGAAGCAUACCUGAAAGCUCACACUGAUGAUGAGAUCGCAGAACUGUGCACUCAGCCGAAGCUUCGUCCUUGCUUGAUGAACGGUGGUGAGAAGAAGGGAAAAAGCAAACUGAUGGGCAAGUUCAACAACCCAAACGCCCAGCCCGUCCGCCAUAUUGAAUACACGCCUCGGUCAGGAGCCAAUAAGCGAAAAGCAGCCGAGGACCUCCCUCAAAAGCCCGAGGCAAAGAAGCCAAAGGCGGAGGCAAGAUCCGACACAUUGUGGGAGUCCAUGGAGGUAUUCGAAGAAUACAAGUACGCCAUGGCUGGGUAUUGGAGAAAACAGGUCUCAGCAGCGCAGACGAUUGUCAAUGCAGAUGUUGUUCAUGCCAAUGCCGAUGUUCGACAACGUGUCCAGCAGGUACUCCAAAUGCUUCGAUAUCCGGUCAAUAGCAUGACUGAGACCUUCCUGACGUUCGAACGCAUCGAGGAUUGCGCUGCAUUCGCCGCAUUCAUUGACAACAAAGUAAGAGCCGUGUUUGAUGAUCUUCGGGCACGCGAGACUGGUGCAGCUUCGUUGGAGGUGCGAAACAAGGCUGUCGACGCAAUCUUGCAAGAGCAGGGGAUCAUUGCGACCAGCUUGCAGAAGCUUGUUCCACUUGCUGCCUCGGCCUUUGAGAGCGGCCAGUUGAAGUUCGGUCUCGUACGGCAGGCAAUCCAAGCUGUCACAAACGCCUUUGCAGAACGCACCGGGAAGCCCGGCAACGCCGCUCAAAGCUUCAAUGCCUUGCAUGAAGCGCACGACGGGAGUGGUACUUUGAGUCUCACCGCUCAUGAUGGCCAGAGGCCCAAGCGAGUCCGGGAAGAGACACCAGCUGAAGAAGCCUCCAACAAACGCGCGAAGACGGCACUGACUCCGGGGUUCAGCUUGGCCGGAAAGAGUAUGCAGCAAGUUUUCGGAGCCGAGCCAGGACCACAGGUGUUCAACACACAGCAAGCCUUCGAACCCGUUGGGAUUAGCAACAGACUUGAAGACGCUCCUGGUCUCGGCAGGGACUUCGACCUGGUCUUUGAGGAAAUAUACGGCGGCUCCACGGCUCCGUCAGCUCCCAGUCAUCAGCAUGGCCAGCCCACAGAAGAAGUCGCCGUCCCAAGUAUGUCCUCCCUGCAGCAAACGCAAAACAUGGUUCCGACACUUGGUAUGGCUGUUGCUGAAGGGACCAGUCGAACCGAAGUAGACCCAUCGUCUCAAGCGAGGACCGAAGAUGAAAUUCUGCAGGAGUACAUUGACAUGCUUCCAAGUCUUCCUCCGACCCCUGAAAUUCUGUACGAUCAGACGGAUUUUUACAUCGUGCCGCAGCAGAACCAGGUGGCAACAGACACCGCAUAUCUUCCACAGCAUGUUGAUAUGUUGGCACAGACUGGUGAAUAUUUCUUGCAAGGUGCUCAUUUGACUCCCUGGACAGAUCUUCCUGGUGGUGACGAGACUCUUGCGCAGACUUCUGAUCUUUCGAUGCAGUAUCCUGAACUUUUCGCAGUGCAAGAUCCUCCUCAACCGGAGGUUCCGCACGAUGGUAUGGGUAUGUUCGACGCAGCCAUUGAGGAUCUUGCCCCGUCAUCCGACCCAAUGAACGUCAAUCAGGAUUGGAACUUUGGGUCUGAGGAUCUAACUGCAAGUGAGCUGCGACAGAUGCAGGACGACCCAGCAUUCUGGGAUGGCAUGUUCAACAACGCGUGAAGACUUUUCAACUGGUUGAUCGGCUGUUCAGGGCAAGGUGAUUGUUGGAGGGGUGAGGUUGAUGGUGAU